This is a messenger RNA of Vigna unguiculata (cowpea), 2647 nucleotides long. Its product is annotated as F-box/LRR-repeat protein 3-like. Gene Ontology annotation, cellular component: SCF ubiquitin ligase complex. Gene Ontology annotation, molecular function: protein binding. The record is from RefSeq and is a predicted model, not a curated record. NCBI's taxonomy places the organism in Eukaryota, Viridiplantae, Streptophyta, Magnoliopsida, Fabales, Fabaceae. Gene Ontology annotation, biological process: SCF-dependent proteasomal ubiquitin-dependent protein catabolic process.
GAUACCUUCAUCGUCAUCUGCGACCAGACUCAAAGCUUAACGCUUUCAACCGAAGAACGAAACUCCCCAUCACUGCCCCACACACACAUCAAACAUUGCUUUGCUUUCAGUUAACCACCUUAAUACAACCGCAUCCAGAACCCGAAUGUUCCGUUGACUUUCACUCUCGUUGCGCCACCAUGGAACCACCCAACUUCUUCGAUCUCCUUGCCAAGGACCUUCUCUACGCCAUCCUCGACCACCUCCGCGACGACCCUUUUGCCCCAAAAUUCUUCUCCCAAGCCUGCAAGUCCUUCUACGCGCUCGAGUCAACGCACCGCACCGCUCUCAAGCCACGUCGCCUUGACUUCCUCCCCAGAGCCUCUCGGCGCUACCCUUCCAUCUUGCACCUCGACCUCACGCUCUGUCCCUGCGUCGAUGAUUUCGCCCUCAAGGCCCUCUCGCUCGCUUGGCGCUCUUCCCUGCGCUCCGUUGAUCUCUCCAGGUGCAGGCUGUUCUCGCACGUGGGACUCUCCGCUCUCGCUCUCAACUGCACGUGCCUGGUGGAGCUUGACCUGUCCAACAGACCGGACCUCACUGACGUGGCGGCCAAGGCAAUCGCCGAGGCUGUGAACUUGGAGAGGCUGCGUUUGGGAAGGUGUAAGGGAAUAACGGACAUGGGGAUUGGGUGCAUAGCUGUCAAGUGUGAAAGGUUGAGGCAUGUUGUGUUGAGGUGGUGCAUUCGGGUCACUGAUUUUGGGGCUGGUUUGAUUGCUAUAAAGUGCAAGGAGAUUCGGAGUUUGGAUCUGUCUUAUAUGCCGCAGAUCACAGAAAGAUGUCUUAAUCAUAUCCUUCAAUUAGAACAUCUAGAAGAUUUGGUUCUUGAGCAUUGUCUGGGCAUUGAGGAUCACGGCCUUGCAACCCUCCAAGCAAACUGCAAGUCAAUGAAGAUGCUUAACUUGUCAAAAUGUCAAAACAUUGGUCAUAUUGGCAUUGCUUCUCUAACAAAUGGUGCUCAGAACUUAGAAAAGCUUAUCCUAUCUUCUAGCGUGGUUGUUACUACUGAUCUGGCAAAGUGUCUACAAAGUUUUCCAAGACUGCAAUUGGUGAAACUCGAUGGUUGUUUGGGUGUAGAGUCAGGAUUAAAAGCCAUCGGUUAUGCGUGCAACUCACUCAAAGAGCUGAACUUAAGUAAAUGUGUUGGAGUCACUGAUGAGAAUCUCUCCUUUCUUCUGAAAACAAACAAAAACCUGGAGAAGUUAGACAUAACAUGCUGUCGUACAAUAACACCUGAAUUCAUGCCCAACCUAACAAAUUCAUGUUUACGGCUUACAUCCCUUAGAAUGGAAUCUUGUAGCUUGAUCAGCAGAGAAGGUUUCUUAUUUAUUGGACAGUGUCAACUGUUGGAAGAAUUAGAUGUCACAGAUACUGAAAUAGAUGACAUAGGGCUUUGUUCAAUCUCAAGAUGUACCAAACUUUCUAGUCUGAAGUUGGGCAUAUGUUUGAUGAUAACUGAUAAAGGACUAAAGCAUAUUGCUAACAGUUGUUCAGAGCUCCAACAUCUUGAUCUUUACAGGAGUUCAAGAAUAACCGAUGAGGGAAUUAUUGCAAUUGCCCUUGGCUGUCCUUCACUUAGGGUUGUUAACAUUGCUUACAACAGCAACAUCACAGAUUCUUCACUGGCAUUUCUUUCAAAAUGCCAAAAACUGAGAACUCUAGAAAUCCGAGGGUGCCCUCAUAUUUCACCACAGGGUCUCUCAAAUGUUGUUGUCGGUUGUAGGAAUCUUGAGAAUCUAGACCUGAAGAAGUGCCGCAAAAUUAAUGAUACUGGAAUGAUUCAGUUGGCUCAACAUUCUCAAAGCCUAAAACAGAUAAAGCUAUCAUAUUGCUCGGUGACCGAUGUGGGGCUCAUUGCACUUGCUAGAAUAAGCUGCCUGCAGUAUAUAUCCAUUUUUCACGUAGAGGGUUUAACUUCAAAUGGCCUAGUAGCUUUUCUUUUGGCUUGUCAAAGUUUAACAAAAGCGAAGUUGCACGCAUGCUUCGAGCCACUGAUUCCUCAACAAAUUCUAAAAUUCAUGGAAGCUCGUGGAUGUGUGCUUGUUUGGAGGGAAAAAACGUUUGAAGCCUCUUGGUGGGACUAGGUUCAAAAGGGUGGAAGCUACACACUUGAAGGAGUUUGUAAGCUCUGUAGUGGCAACGAAAAUGUUAUGCCAAAUCUUUGGAAAUGAACAGCAAUGUUACAAAGACAGACGAAGUUGUAGCUGCUAGGCUUGUCUUGUGUCAGCAUAGGAGGAAGCGAUGAGGAAACUUCCCAAGUGCAUUAGGCUCAGUCAAAGAUUUCCAUUGUUGGCUUUUCAAAAUCAUAAAUGGUCAAAAUGGAUAUGAUAUGCGCCAUUUGUUACAAGUUAUAGUAUUUUGACGGUCCAAUAUAGUUUCCCUCCGUCAAAAGUCAUUGCUGAGUGUUACAUAAAGGCUAAGUGAAAGCAAAACAUUGUUUUCAAGUGUAUUAAUACGAUGUUGUUUUCACACGAAUGUGGAGGGGCCAGGAAAUGGAUUGGGUGAAAUAAGUACAGUAUGGACUCAAUUUUUGUUGCAAGUAAAAGCUUUUUUGAAAAGCGCGUUUAGAUAUUAUGAUAAUGGUGGUGCUAAUGCACCAUCCUUGAUCGAA